Microthlaspi erraticum is the source of this 1098-nucleotide messenger RNA. Lineage: Eukaryota; Viridiplantae; Streptophyta; Magnoliopsida; Brassicales; Brassicaceae. The record is from the annotation of a GenBank genome assembly.
AUGAAGAUGUGGAAAGGAAACGUGGAGGUGGAGAAGAUUACAGGUUCGGAUUCUGGAAACUGCCAGCAGUUACAGAUGGUUUUAUACCACGGGUUCUGUACACCUGCGUGGGGGACCAAAAUGGAGGAAAAUCUCGUCAACCAGGUGGCAUAUGAGGAGGAAGUAACGCCUGAUACAAACGAAGCAUGUCAAUCGAAUGAGCAGUGCACGUCUGUAGCACCUAAGAAACCAGAGGCAAAACGUGUCCCGCAAAGAUCGGAGAAGCUUGGACAUCUGUACACUGCUGAUCCUAAACUUAGAGCUCUGUUUGCGAGUAGAUCUAAGCCCGAAUAUGUUCCCAUUCAGAGUGUUCCGAAGGAUGACUUCAAGACAUUUGAGAAGGUGCUUAGAGCGGCAAAGGAGAAGGAGUUCGCAAUCGUCACGGGGCACACAGUUACUAAUGUCUUCUUCCUCGACAUCGCAAAGCGACAGAGAUGGAUUGGGACGGAGCAUAUGCAAGUCAUAAUGGCGAUGUUGUGGCGAAGAAGAGGGGAGAUUGUACUGAAAGACAGAGCAGCAUUUGUGGACCCUGCAUUUACUUGUUUGAUCACUUCUUUGUUUCCGGCCUUCAAAGAGUCAGAGAAGCAGAGUGAGUUUGACUGGGGAAACAGCGUUUGUAGCUUCGUCGAUAUCGUCUAUGUCCCCAUGAACUGGGGUAACGAACACUGGGUGGGGCUUGUGAUCGACCUUCGGGGCAGUUCCGUAGUGAUUUUAGAUCCUUUCGUUGACUACAACUACAAAGUCGGAGUUGUAGAGAGGUACAUGGAACCCGUUGUGGUCGGCCUUCCCUCGAUUCUGAAGCGAUGCUUGCCGGGGGAGGUUACCAAGCACCUGGGAGGUGCGGCGUACACUUGGUCCCGUGCUGAUGGUAUAUAUCAAAACAAACGGAGUGGGGACUGUGGUCCUUGUGCUGCCAAGUUCUUAGAGAUGCACACUUGUGGAUUAGGGUGUGACGAAAUUGGUUUAAUAAGUGAUGCAGAUGUGGAUAGGUUUCGAGAGAAAUAUGCGAUGGACUGUUAUGAAGAGUUUGUUGGGGAUGCAGGCGUAGCAAACCAAUGA